AUGCGCGGUGCCCAGCCCCUCAGGGUGGCGCGCUCGCCCUGCAGGGGGCGCUCGCGUGCGGCGCCCCGGGGAGCCGCAGCGCCCCCUGGAGGCUCCAGAACCCCGGGGAGCCGGGAGCCCGCACCUGAGGGGCGCCGUGUGGCCGUCAGGCCAGUCCCAUACCUGAGUGGGCUGGAGCUGGGCCAUGACAGGACAGAGCCUGAGACCGGGAAAGUUUACUUCACUGACCACAAGCAUCUCAGGAAAUUCAGAGCACAUCUUCAGAUGCCACGUCUGCGCCAGUCAGAAAUAGAAGCCUAUGAGUUAAUUCUGCAAUUUAUAGACCAAAAAGACAUGUCCCAGAUGGACAAGCUGAGUUUUCUCAGGGCUGUGGAGACCUUAAGUGGUGCUGUACACUCCCAACCAAAUGGCUGCAUGAAUGAUUACUAUCCCCAGACCAUCCUCACCAAGAAAAUUGAGACAUUAAUCCUGGAAGAAUCCACUUCGAGUUUGGGCAGCAACAUUCUUCAGCAAGCCAUGCUGUGCAUUGUGGCCCUAAGCCAGGUGAAACCACCUUUCAACUUAUCCCAGAAGCUGGACCUGGUCAAUGCUGCCAUCUCCAUCAUGUUCUCUCUGCCGCUCAUCUUACCUAGCCUAGACAGAAAAGAGAGUGCCAGUCUCUAUAUCCAGACCACCCAGGCCCUGGAUGACAUGUUACAAGCACUUGUGAUGGAAGAUAUGAACCCCAACAUGCUCAUACUGCAAAACUUCCUGGAGAUCAUCCUGCCUUGGGUAACCCUGUCAGAAAAAAAAUACGAGCAGAACCGGGCCUUGGGCACCAUGUCCCGCUUGUUGAGGUUCAUCUGCAAUUUUUCUGAACUGUUGCACAUGUCGCUUUUCUCCAUGACUGGGAAAUUGAUGGGCAUCUUGGGUCUCCUCAGCGUGCACUCGAACCAUGAGGUCAGCAUGGAGGCAUCAGAGGCCUUGCAUUACUUGUUCAAAAUCCUUGUGCUUCAGAGAAGUGUAAAAGCGAAGAUAGAAGAGAUCCUGAAGGACUUACAGAAACAUUUCCGCAGACAGUGGCUCUUCAGCAUGCAGGACCUUGCACUGUUCUUCAGGAAGUACUUGACCCCUUCGGAGAGAGCUGAUGUGAUCAUCGUGGCUAUAGAAGCCAUGGCAAGUACCGACAUCCAGGAUACCCGGGCGGCCUCCAAAGUGUUUAAGGUCCUCCUGAAACACACGAUCCCAGAAAUCGGAAAGGUGCCAGAGAUCAUCCAGUAUAUUUACUACCACAUGAGCAACAUCACAGAGAUCACAUCCCUGAAUGCCAUAAAGAAGAUCUUUCACAUGUUCGCCCAGUCCUACACUGAUGAAGUCAUCCUGACGCUGAUUAAGAUAGAAGAUCAGUCACAGAAAGGAGUGCGCCAGCCUUGGGAAAUCCUAGCAUCCUUCCCCAAAGACUACGAGCUGAUCCUGGAGCAUCUGCUGCAGAGGCUGAAGCCACCUGUGGAAGAGGAGUCUGGCCGCAGGCCAGAGCUCUCCCCGCUCAUUGCCACCAGGGCCGUCCACGAGCUGCUGCUGGAGCCCAGCCGGCGCCUGGAGGUGCAGACUUUCUUCUCGUCCCUCUUCCUAGCACUGCUGUUCCGGAUCUCCUUUCUUGUGUUCGAAGGGAGGGCCGAAGCAAUGGAAGAUCAACCCUACGAAACGAAGUGGGUGAACCCCAUCAGUUUUUCCACAGACACCCUGAAGACCUUGAUAAGCAGUUCAGGGUACGGGGACCACGUGGUUUACAUCCAGGAGCUUGGAGGUUGGGAGCGGCUUAUGGAUCCUGAAACCCACUACGAAGGAGUCACUCUGCUGGCCAGAUCCCUGGUGGUCAAGAACUGCUGGCACAACCGCCCCAUCUUCAGCCUCCUCAUCAGGACCCUCCAGGAUCUGGACUGUACCAGUCACGUGACAGCCUUGGUGCUGCUGGCAGAGCUGCUCCACUGCCCGGAUGUGAGCUCCAAUGUGGAUGACAUUGCCACCCAUAUUCUGGCAAGCUGGUUCAAGAGCGAGGAGCUCGCCACAGUGAAAGUCCUGCUGCAGGUGACGGAGACCUUCGCGAAGCACAAGAACUUGCUGCGACGGCUGGGCAUCCUGCAGCCCCACGUGCUCAACUGCUGCUACUCCUCCAACCCUGACAUUGUGAUGGAGACCUUCCUGACGCUGCAGCGCCUCCUGCAGGACCUCAAGUGGCAGUACUCCUCUUCCUUCCUCACUCAGCUGGCCUUCAUGCUGUCCACCUUCUUUGAGGCGGAGUCCCAGCCUCUGCGCUUGAAGGCCUUCCAGAUUUAUGCAAGUCUCCUGACCAAGACCAAGAGGAAUGUCCUCAUCUUCCCCCUGAGGCACCAGUUCCUCAACUUGAUAGUCCUCCUGGUGCUACACAUGAAGGACGAGAACAUGGAGGUGCGCCAGAUCUGCCAGUACAGCCUCUACAAGACAGCCACCAUCCUGGGCUGGUCUAGGCUCAAAGCAGUCUUUGUCAACCACGAUGUGUUUACCAUCCUCAGAGCCCUGCUGCAGCAGGAGACAAACAAAGCCCCCUGGUUUCUGAAGCAGUGCAUAGUUCUCUUCAAGAGCCCCCAGACCCCCAUCCGCCUGAUAGCUGUGUGGUUUGCAGGCCAGAUCAUCCAGGUCCUCAACCAGGAAGAGGUGGAUGAGAUCGAGGAAGAGUAUUCCUCCUUAAGGCUCAUGGAGAAAGACCCGGACCCCAUGGUCAGCUGCCUCACCAGGCAGACUCUCUACGUCCUGGAAGCCAAGGACCAGCUGCUGCGGGCCCAGCCCCGCAGGUCCGGCCUCUGCUGGAGGAGACCCCAAAGGAGCUACUUUUAA
Molecule: messenger RNA, 2853 nt
Organism: Dipodomys spectabilis (banner-tailed kangaroo rat)
Lineage: Eukaryota; Metazoa; Chordata; Mammalia; Rodentia; Heteromyidae
Product: maestro heat-like repeat-containing protein family member 7
Exons: 23
Coding region: 1-2853 (950 amino acids)
Cellular component (GO): cytoplasm
Source: RefSeq, a predicted model, not a curated record